AUGGAACUGAGCGCAAUGCCGAACGAGUUACUAUUAGAGAUCGCCGGUCGACUUUCCAGCCUUAAUUGGCAAUUCAACAAUCUUCUUUACACUGACUUACACAAGAGAGCCAAUGCCCCCAGGCUUGACUAUACAUCCUCAGCAACUCUUCCUGCAUUGGAUUGGGCGGUACAUCAAUUCAAGACGGCACUCGUGCGAUACCUCCUCGAAAACGGCGACACUGGCCCUGGUGGCCUUGGGCACUGGUAUUUAUAUAAUUGCGUUAUCGGCGGAUAUUACGAGCAGGUGGAUAUCGUCCGCAUGUUCGUCGUCAAAGCAGGGGCGCUUGGAAGGAUCGCUCCGGAUGAAGCUACUAGAUUGGGAAACAGCGUUGAGACUGUCGUUGAGAUCAUCGAAUUGCUUCUAUCCAAGUAUGCCGCGAAUUCAACGGAGAAUGCACCACCAGAUUCGACUACGUCAUAUGCAACCACGGUAAUUCCGUCGUCAUUCCUCCACAGAGUAGCUCGGUUCCAGAAUCCCGACCUGUUCAAGCUACUCAUCGAACACGGAGCGGAUCUAAGCUGGUUCCAUGAAGAUCACGAUCCAAUACUACUCGAAGUGGUUCGCGAUACCGAUCGAGCUCGACGAAUUACCCAACUCGGCCUCAUAUUGGCAGCCGGCGUAGACGUCCACCAAGUCUACAAGAACAAAGUCUGGAACGACAUGGGCGACGACGUGCCGACUGGUCAAAAAGCUCUCCAACACGCCAUGGACUACGGGAAAGUUCAAACGGCUAUCAUGCUCCUCGAAGCGGGCGUGCCUGUCACCAAAAAGCACUACGUACCAUUCCACAUUCAUGGAAAGAUUAGGAGAUAUCUUUAG
Molecule: messenger RNA, 861 nt
Organism: Mytilinidion resinicola
Lineage: Eukaryota; Fungi; Ascomycota; Dothideomycetes; Mytilinidiales; Mytilinidiaceae
Exons: 4
Coding region: 1-861 (286 amino acids)
Source: RefSeq, a predicted model, not a curated record